CUAUCAUUGCUCAUGGUACACUCCCCGGAUCACAACCAGUGCAAAAAACCGGGGAAGGUCAUCGGGGAGACUGGGAUGAUCCACCGGGGAGGCUGAAAUACGGCUAUGGGAUCGGUAAUAGCUGUCCCUCUUUCCCUUUAAGAGAAGAGCGGGGCCCCGGACUCCAAAAUGAGAGAUAUUCUGCUAUGAUUUACCCGCCAUCCAGGAAUCUCUCCACGAGACAUACAAUCUACCAUGAUGAACACAACACUCCCCCUCAUCAUCCACGGAAAAGACAUCGUCCUGCCCAACCAUGACCACCACUACCCCAUCUCCUCGAACUCCGCACCCCAGCUCACAGCCUUCCAAGGCGCAACUCCCGAACUCGCCAUCCAAGCCGUGGAAUCCUGUGCCUCUGCCUUCCCGACCUGGUCUCGCACAACGCCCUCCCAACGGCGUCAACUGUUAUUGAAUCUCUCUUCGCUCCUCAAAACCCACACACCCACCAUCCAAACCCUCAUCGAAGACGAAAUCCACUGUCCCCGCCCCUGGAGUGACGAAAACAUCGCCGCGUCAAUAGGCAUGAUUGAAGAAACGGCCUCGCUGAUCGCAGAUACACUAACGGGAACAAUUCCCCCCUCGAACGGGAAUACCUACGCGCUGGUGCUCAAGAAACCGCUUGGCGUGGUGCUGGGGAUAGUGCCGUGGAAUGCUCCGCUGAUAUUAGGUCUGAGGGCUGUGGUUCCGGUGGUUGCGGGGGGGAAUGUGGCGGUUCUUAAGGGCUCCGAGCUGAGUCCCCGGACGCAUCAUUUCAUUACGGCGCUGUUUCGGGAGGCAGGGUUUCCGCCAGGGGUGGUGAAUUUCGUUCUGCAUCGGCCGGAGGAUGCGGCGGAGGUGUAUGAGUGCAUGGUUGAGCAUCCGGCGGUGAAGAAGUGUAAUUUUACGGGGUCGACGGGGGUGGGGAGGGUGAUUGCGGCCAAGGCGGCGAGGGCGUUGAAGCCGGUGUUGUUGGAGUUGGGGGGGAAGAAUUCCGUGGUGGUGUUGGAGGAUGCGGAUUUGGGGCAGGCCGUGGAGGAGAUUGUCACGGCGGGGUUUUUGAAUAAUGGUCAGAUUUGCAUGUCUACGGAUCUGGUGUAUGUGGUUCGGUCCGUGGCGGAGGAGUUGACUGGGAGGAUUCUGGAUCGGUUGCAUAGUGAGGAGAGACCACAUAGGGUGAUCUCGACGGCGAGUCGAGAUCGUCUGACGGCGCUGGUGGAGGAUGCUCGGUCCAAGGGCGCGGUUAUCCAUCAAGCUCGUAACCCCGUCGCAGAGGAUCCAUUGGCGUUUCCGGCGACGGUGAUUGAAGGUGUCACGCAGGACAUGGAUUUCUAUACGAUCGAGUCAUUUGGUCCGGUCUUUGGCAUUAUGGUGGUUGACUCGGAGGAGCAGGGCUUGCAGAUGGUCAAGGGUUCCGUGUAUGGACUUUCAUCGGCAGUGUUUACUCGCGACCAUUUCAAGGCACUGAAGAUGUCGGGAGACAUUGCCGCAGGAGCUGUCCAUGUUAAUGGUGGAACCGUGCAUGAUGAAGCGACGCUGCCUCAUGGCGGCGUGGGAGACAGCGGAUGGGGACGGUUUGGGGGGCGAUGGGGCUUAGAGGAGUUCUUGCAGACGCGGACGGUGGUCUUGAAUAAGUGCCGGGCUUCUCUGUAG
Aspergillus ibericus CBS 121593 is the source of this 1668-nucleotide messenger RNA. Its product is annotated as aldehyde dehydrogenase. NCBI's taxonomy places the organism in Eukaryota, Fungi, Ascomycota, Eurotiomycetes, Eurotiales, Aspergillaceae. Gene Ontology annotation, molecular function: succinate-semialdehyde dehydrogenase (NAD+) activity. The transcript is spliced from 4 exons. The record is from RefSeq and is a predicted model, not a curated record. Bases 235 to 1668 code for a protein of 477 amino acids.